Messenger RNA from Eruca vesicaria subsp. sativa (arugula), 576 nucleotides. The record is from the annotation of a GenBank genome assembly. Lineage: Eukaryota; Viridiplantae; Streptophyta; Magnoliopsida; Brassicales; Brassicaceae.
CGCGGGGAUUAUCAACUUUAUUCCUCAGAACGAAUUCCCACUAAUUAUUUUUUUCUAUAAGUAUCUUUAACCCACUUUGUUCUGAAAAUCAUCCGUUUGAAACCAAGAUAUAGAAAUGGCGAAUUCUAUUAAAUAUGCUCUUCUCUUCUUAGUUCUUCUCUCUUUACUGUCACUCUCUAACCUCGUUCAGGCUACUCGUGGUGGUGGCAGAUUCCAUCCUCAAGAUUGCAGACCGAAGUGUAACUACCGUUGUUCGGCAACAUCACACAAGAAGCCAUGCAUGUUCUUUUGCCUUAAAUGUUGUAGCAAAUGUCUUUGCGUACCGUCAGGCACUUACGGCAACAAGCAAAACUGUCCUUGUUACAACAACUGGAAGACCAAAGAAGGCCGUCCAAAAUGUCCUUAACUUCCUUUUUAUAAGGAAAUAUUUAUAAUCGAAUAUUUUGUAUCAUCAGUUCGCCUAUAUCAUCUAGAUAUGUGUCGGCUAAUUAGUAGACUCAACUUGUUUUUGCUUUAUCUUUUGGUUAUCAAUUGUGAUGGUAAGAUGUUAUAAGUUUAAUUAGAGUGAAGCAGAAG